Molecule: messenger RNA, 2982 nt
Organism: Selaginella moellendorffii
Lineage: Eukaryota; Viridiplantae; Streptophyta; Lycopodiopsida; Selaginellales; Selaginellaceae
Product: pentatricopeptide repeat-containing protein At4g18520, chloroplastic-like
Exons: 2
Coding region: 1-2982 (993 amino acids)
Biological process (GO): RNA modification
Molecular function (GO): protein binding; RNA binding
Source: RefSeq, a predicted model, not a curated record
AUGAUUUUUGCGUUGUAUGUGCGCAACGUUCAAGCCCCAAAUUUUGCUGACUGCGGUGUUUUCGUGCCCGAGCAGGGAACAGUAUUACCUGGAUUGAUCAACUCAGGCUGCCAUAAGAAUGUGCACAGGAGUAGUAUUUCACACAUUAAUCCAGCACUCCAAAUGCAAAACCCACCAUCAAGGGGUGCUCCACCUGCACUCAGAACUUAUAUUAGGAUUGUGGAAACAGGAGAUCGGCCCAGUGUUGCAGUGGUGGUGGCCGCAUUGAAAGCUUGCAGCAUUUCACAAGACAUAGAAUCCGGCAAGAAAAUCCACAGCAUAGAAGCCAGGUUCGGUGAGAGAAGCCUUGACGUUCGUGUUGCGAGCACGUUAAUAGACAUGUACUCCAAGUGUGGAAACUUGGUUGAGGCCACCAGAGUUUUCCAGAGUGUCCGAGAGCGUAGAUCAAUCGUCGUUUGGAAUUGUAUCAUCAAAGCUUGUGCCGAGAAUCAAAAUGGCGAGCUUGGCUUAGAGCUCUUCUCGCAGCUGAGAGAAGAAGCCAGAAUUCCAGCAAAUUUCGUGACUUAUCUUGCUGCUCUACGUGCUUGCAUUGCUCUUGCAGACAAGGAGAAGAAAACUCUUGUUGGUGCGGAGCUUGUCAAAGCACAGAGCUUGAAACGAGGGCGAGAUCUACAUGCCCAAGCAGCAGCCAGUGGUGAUGAUACACACAUUUUCGUGGCAAACUCUUUGGUGGAUAUGUAUGCAAAAUGUGGGAGCUUGGGCGAUGCUCGACGAGUUUUUGACAGGAUCACGCAGCGCACGGUUGUUUCAUGGACAGCAAUGAUCCAGGGGUACGCAGAGCUUGGCCAUGGCGAACUUGCUUUGGAUCUCUUUGACGAGAUGCAAUCGAGUGAAUGCUAUCCAAACAAUGUUACAUUUGUUGCUGCUCUCAAAGCUUGUGUGAAUGUUCUAGUAACAAGGAAAGAUCAAAUGGAAAAUCAACAAGAGAAGAUUAGAGAUGUUUUGAGAAAGGGGCGAUCGAUCCACUCUCAAGCUCUCAAACAUGGCCAUGGAAAUCAUCCCUUUGUAGCGAGCUCGCUGGUGGAAAUGUAUGCAAGGUGUGGAAGCAUGGAAGAAGCUAAUGGUGUGUUUGAGAAAAUAAUGACUCCCGACUUGGUGUCUUGGACAGGGAUGAUAUCAGGGUACGCCCAGAAAGGUGACACAGGUAGAACGAUUGAGUUUUUCUCUCGAAUGCUUGACAAGGGGAUUCAAGCUGACACAAUCACAUAUGCAGCAGUAUUACAUGCACUGGCAGGAGCUAAUAAUAAGGUGGCAAAGGCUCAACAUGGCAAACAAGUUGUUCUAGCAAGAGUUGUGAGGAGUGGGAUUGAAUCUAACAUUGUUAUGGGGAAUUGUGUGCUAGAUUUUUAUGCCAAGUGUGGGGAAAUGCUGGGCGCCCAGCAAGUUUUUGAUUGUAUGGUAGACAAAGACACAGUCUCUUGGAAUUGUCUUAUAGCAGGCUAUGGUGAAUGUAAAGAGGGCAAAAUGGGAUUGAAGAUCUUUGAGAUGAUGAGAAACGAGGGAUGGAAACCAGAUGCUAUCACUUACCUUGCCGUGCUCAAGGCUUGUGUGAGUCUAGCUGAGAGUUUAAGCAAAGAACAUGAGAAAGAUCACGAGCUAAGUUCCAAGCUCAAAGAAUGCCAUAAGAUGGAAACUGACAAGCUACAAUCAAAAGUGAGAGAAAUCCAUCGUGAAGCUUGGAAGGAUGGACUGGAAUGCAAUGUUUUUGUCGCUAGCCGGCUUGUAGAAACAUACGCAAAGUGUGGGGAUAUGGAAGACUCUCGCAAAGUGUUUGAAAAUAUGAGACAGCGAGAUCUAGUGUCCUGGAACUGUAUGAUCACGGGUUAUGCCGAGUGUGGACAAGAAGAAAUGGCUCUGAAGCUCUACUAUAGAAUGCGCGACGAAGAAGGAAUUCCUCCAAAUCCAGUGACUAUCUUGGCUGCUCUAAAGGCCUGUGCUGCCUUGUACGUAAACCAAUCUCUCGUGGAUAAAAAUAUGUGUUUGGAGAAAGCUGGAGAGUUUCAUUUGGAUGCGAGGCGAUAUGGAUUGGAAGAACAUGUUUUUGUAGCGAGUAGCUUAGUGGAUACUUACGUCAAGUGUGGAAGCCUGGCGAAGGCUUGCCAAGUUUUUGAAAAGAUUUCCAAUCCAAAUGUGGUGGCAUGGACUUCGAUCAUCCGAGGCUAUGCGGAGGGUGGUGAUGCCGAGAAAGCUCUCGAUCUCUACUCGAGAAUGCGAGCUUCCGGAGUAUCAUCUGAUGCCACAACUUUCACGGCAGUUCUCAAGGCCUGUGGAAACUAUGGAGCUCUUGAAACUGGUAGGAAGAUCGAGGCCGAGGUCCGAAACGCUGGACUUCACAAGAACUUGAUGGUGGUGAACUCAAUCAUCGAUUUCUACGGCAAAUGUGGAAGCAUUGCUGAGGCAGAAGAAAGAUUUUCCCUUGUUGGGGACGAGGAGAAGGACUUGAUCACUUGGAACUCGAUGCUGGAUGGAUACAGUCGCCAGGGAGAUGCCGCCAGUGCAUUUAAUUUACUAAAGAGUUUGGAAGAACAGGAGCUGCUGGAACCAAACGAGAUAACUUUCUUGAGUGUUCUCUCCGCUUGCAAUCACGCUGGUCUCGUCACGGAAGGAAAGAGCUACUUUGAGAGGAUGGUGACGCUGUAUGGAUUGAAACCAAGUCUCAAACACUAUGGAGUGAUGGUGGAUUUGCUUGGGCAGGCGAAUAAGUUGGAGGAGGCACUGGCUAUGGUGCUGGAGCUCGGGGACAGAGAAAACGUUGUACCUUUGUGGAUUUGUUUGCUGGAUGCGUGCUGCAAAUGGAAGAACGAUGCUAUUGGAAAAACUUGUUUCGAAACGCUGCAAAGAUUGGAGGGACUGGGAGUGGUGGACACAAGCUCUGGAAGCUAUGUGUUGAUGUCAAACUAUAUAUGCUCGCGUCAAAGGUGA